AUGACGAGUUUCCAACUUUUCUCCUCUUCGCCUUUUCUUUGUGCUCUAGGCUUUCUAAUACUAGUUCUUGUCAAUAUUCAGUUAUCUUUAAGUAAUCCUGAUUGGUUUGAACAUUGUAGACAUCAUUUCAUGUGCGGGAAAUUCAUAGCUGGUUAUCCUUUCUGGGGAGGCGAUCGCCCAGGGUUUUGUGGCCACAAGGAUCUGGAGCUUUAUUGUAAGGAUGAUACGACAUUCAUGAGGAUCAAUCAUGUAGAAUAUCGUGUUUUGAAUAUCGAUGAGUCAGCGCAAGUUCUAAAGAUUGCGAGACAGGACUACUUGAGCGGCUUCUGUCCACCUGAUGAAAAAUUGGUUGACACCACCAUUGACUGGACACUUUUUGAAUACUCUCCCGGGUAUGAGAAUUUCACAUUACGUUAUGGUGUCCCUUUUGAUCCGAUAGCUUGCUCCAUAGAGAAGAUGGAGAAGCACUUCAACUAUACGGAUGGUUUAAUAUCAAAAGUAGAAUUUGGUCCUAUGAUUAGGUUCACUGUCAAUGUCACGGUUCUUAAAACUUUCCUUCAAGAAGCAAAACGAAGUCUAUCAGGUUUGGAAGAAGCCCUGAAACAAGGAUUUGAAGUGAAGUGGAAGGUGAAUGGCACAGAAUUCUGUGAUAAGUGCAUUCAAUCCAAUCGAACUUGUGGUUAUGAUAAUAUCAAGAAUCAUACAACUUGCUAUUGCCCACAUCAACCUUUCCUCCCCUUUCAAGAAGCAUGUCCAACCUCGCCUAUAGGACAACCCCCACAAGGUCCUCCAGAUACAUCAGGUAAGUACCUCAAUGUUUAG
Molecule: messenger RNA, 822 nt
Organism: Pistacia vera
Lineage: Eukaryota; Viridiplantae; Streptophyta; Magnoliopsida; Sapindales; Anacardiaceae
Product: LEAF RUST 10 DISEASE-RESISTANCE LOCUS RECEPTOR-LIKE PROTEIN KINASE-like 2.4
Exons: 1
Coding region: 1-822 (273 amino acids)
Molecular function (GO): polysaccharide binding
Source: RefSeq, a predicted model, not a curated record